GUUUGUUUAAGCGGAUUUGAAGAGGAAAAAUGGGCUGCUUUUCCUGUUGCCUUACCCCGUCAGAGAAAGUCGUCGAUGCAGAUGGUCCAACAGAAGUUUCAAAACGCAGGACAGAACUGAAAUCCUAUACGUUGAAAUCAAUUGUUUCAAAUAUUUCACUCAAGACAGGUAGCAGCAGGCAGAGAAGGAUAACUGCAGAGAUACAAAAACACGGAACUGUACAAAAUGAAGCUACAGUUUUCACAUACAAAGAACUCGGUGAUGCAACUGACGGUUUCAGCGAUGAACACAGAAUAGGCGAGGGGGGAUUCGGGGUGGUCUACAAAGGACGCAUAGAAAGCAUUGAUCAAGUUGUGGCUGUGAAGCAGCUGGACAGACAAGGAAGGCAAGGAACUAGAGAAUUUAUUUCAGAGGUUUUGAUGUUAAGCUUGUUGAAGCAUCCCAACCUUGUCAAUUUGAUAGGUUAUUGUGUUGAAGACGACCACAGGAUUUUGACCUACGAGUACAUGCCCAAUGGGAGUCUAGAAGAUCACCUUCUAGACUUGGCUCCAAAUAAGGCGCCUUUAUCUUGGGACAUGAGGUUGAAAAUAGCUGAGGGAGCUGCAAGAGGGCUUGAGUAUCUACAUGAAAUUGCUGAGCCAAAAGUAAUAUACCGCGAUUUUAAAGCAUCAAAUAUAUUGUUAGAUAGCGACUUCAAUCCCAGGCUUUCUGAUUUUGGUAUGGCCAAGAUGGGUCCAACACAAGGCCAACUUUAUAUCACCACGAGGGUCAUGGGAACCUAUGGCUAUUGUGCACCAGAGUAUGCUGCCACCGGGCAGCUGACGAGCAAGUCUGAUGUUUAUAGCUUUGGGGUUGUGCUUUUGGAGAUAAUCUCUGGCAGACGAGUUAUUGACGUUACAAAAGCAGCAGACGAGCAGAACCUGAUUCAAUGGGCACAACCACUGUUUAAGGACAGAAGCAAGUUUACUCUAAUGGCUGACCCCUUGCUUGACGGCAACUACCCUGAGAAGAGUCUAUUUCAAGCACUUGCAGUGGCAGCAAUGUGUUUGCAAGAAGAAGCUGAGGCAAGACCUUCAAUGGGUGAGGUUGUGGAAGCUCUUGAACUUCUAUCAAAGCCGAAAGAUACAGAAUAGAAUCAUAGACAA
Molecule: messenger RNA, 1145 nt
Organism: Neltuma alba
Lineage: Eukaryota; Viridiplantae; Streptophyta; Magnoliopsida; Fabales; Fabaceae
Product: probable serine/threonine-protein kinase PBL23
Exons: 5
Coding region: 30-1133 (367 amino acids)
Biological process (GO): protein phosphorylation
Molecular function (GO): protein kinase activity; ATP binding
Source: RefSeq, a predicted model, not a curated record